Molecule: messenger RNA, 2700 nt
Organism: Eucalyptus grandis
Lineage: Eukaryota; Viridiplantae; Streptophyta; Magnoliopsida; Myrtales; Myrtaceae
Product: putative adenylate cyclase regulatory protein
Exons: 5
Coding region: 227-1708 (493 amino acids)
Source: RefSeq, a predicted model, not a curated record
AAGGCUUGACCUUCCAAAAUUUGAGUGUUUGAAGAUAUUAAAUGCUGAAGAUUGUGAAAACUUAGUCGAAAUUCAAGGCAUUGAUAGGUUAAAAAUCUUGGAAGGGCUGUAUAUCUCUGGGUGUGCUUCAAUUGAACGACUGGACCUUCCAAAUUCCGAGAGUCUUGAGAUAUUACAUGCUCAAAAUUGCAAAAACUUGGUCCAAAUUGAAGGCCUUGAUAGGUUAAUGUUCUUAAAAGAGCUAUAUAUCUCUCAGUGUGCUUCAAUUGAAAGGUUGGAUCUUUCAAAAUCUGAGCAUCUAAAGAUAUUAAAUGUUGGAUAUUGCAAAAACUUAGUCAAAAUUCAAGGUCUCAAUAGGUUGGAGUUCUUGAAAGAGCUAUAUAUCUUUGGUUGCGCUUCAAUAAAAAAGCUGGACCUUUCAAAAUCCAAGGAUCUGAAUAUAUUAGAUGCUCAAUAUUGCAAAAACUUAGUUGAAAUUCAAGAUCUUGGUAGAUUGGAGUUCUUAAAAGUGCUGAAUAUCUCUGGGUGUACUUCAAUUGAAAGGCUGGACCUUCCGAAGUCCAAGAUCAUGAAGAAAUUAUUUAUUGAAAAUUGUGAAAACUUAGUUGAAAUUCGAGGCCUCAAUAGGUUGGAGUUAUUGGAAGAGUUAUAUAUCUCUCAGUGUGCUUCAAUUCUAAGGGUGGACCUUCCAAAAUCUGAGGGCAUGAAGAAAUUAUUUGCUCAAUAUUGCAAAAAGUUAGCCAAAAUUCAAGGCUUUGAUGGGUUGGAGUUCUUGGAAGUGUUGAAUAUUUCUUGGUGCACUUCGAUUGAAAGGCUAGAUCUUCCAAAACUCAAAGGUUUGAAGAAAUUAUAUGCUCAAAAUUGCAAAAACUUAGUUGGAAUUCAAGGCCUUGAUAGGUUAGUGUUCUUGGAAGUGCUGAAUAUCUCUGGGUGCACUUCAAUUAGAAGGCUGAACCUCCCAAAAUCUGAGGGUUUGAAGAUAUUAGGUGCUAAAAAUUGCAAAAACCUAGUUGAAAUACAAGGUCUGGCUAGGUUGGAGUUCUUGAAAGUGCUGAAUAUCUCUGGGUGCACUUCAAUUAAAAGGCUUGACCUUCCAAAAUCAGAGGGUAUGAAGAUAUUAGAUGCUCAAUAUUGCAAAAGCUUAGUCGAAAUUCAAGGCCUGAAUAGGUUAGAGUUCUUGGAAGUGCUCAAUAUCUCUGGGUGCACUUCGUUUGGAAGGUUACCAGAUUUAUGUUGCUUUGACACCUUGCAAAAGUUGGCAAUCAACUGCAGUGACAAGCUUGAUGACAUUCAGAACCUAGAGGGAUUCACGUCUUGCGCGAGUUUAUGGAUUGAAGAUUGCAAGACCUUAGCAAAAUUCCCAAACUUGUCAAAUUUUCCUAAGUUACAGAAAUUGUUCCUGUCUAAUUGUCAUGAACUUCGGGAGAUCCCAGGGCUUGAGGAGUCGACAUCUCUAAAACAUAUUGCUAUCUCAGGAUGUUCCUCGAUUGAGAUCUUACCAGAUUUGUCAUCGUGUAACAACUUGAUCAGUCUGGUUGUGCAAAAUUGUGAAAAGUUGACUGAGCUUCGAGGGCUCCAGAAUUUGGACCACUUAGUGGAACUGGACAUUUCUGGAUGCAUGUCACUUAAAAGAAUACCAGAAUUGUCUGGAACGCGACUUUAUCGAAGUUACGAGAAAAUGCCGUUUGCCUCAAUCGUGGAACGAUAGAACUUGGAGAAAGUGACUGGGAUGAGUCAGAAUAGUUCAGAUGAUCCACAUUUCCUAACAACGGUACAUAAAGCAGGAAUCCGCGGGAGAUGUUCGGGGGAAGUUUAUGUGUACUCUGGCAAAAUGUUUCUGCUGGUCAUGCCAGUAAUGGAAAUAGAUCAAUAGGCCUUCUAAGUGCAUCAUUUGCCAUUAGUCUUCAGUGAUAGAGAACCUUAGGUGGCACCAACGCCUCGGAUUGUGCCCGGUAGGCCUAAAGAGAUAAGGAUAACAGAGGAAGGAGAAUCUAAAUAUGGAUUCAAAGAGUCAAGACAAGGCACAGAAAUCGCAUGCCAUUUGUGCUUCAAGCAAGGGCCAUGACUCAAGAUAUUGUCCAUUGAAUCAGAAGAAAAAAAGAUGAAGUAGUCAGACAAAGAGAAGCCAACCAACUUGUCGCAGAGAUGCAUCAUAACAGUGCCACCGCUCAAAAGCCUUAAUGGGAAGGCAGUUCAGUCACUUCUCUACUAAGAAAUUCCAACAAUGUUGUGGUCAAUGCUAGGACAGUAGAGGGCGUGCAUAUUUAUCUCUACUGUGAGAUUAGAGGUACAGCUUUAUGUCAGUAAAUGAGUUUUGUAAAGAUUUAAAAUUUGAUUUCAUAGCAUGCAUUUCUUUCGUCCAGCAGCAAAGGAAGACAGUAUGAAAAAGAAGCAAGAGAAAUGGAAACAAGUGGGGGAGCAUCUGAAGGACGGCAUUGGAACUGUUGGAUCAACAAGAUCUCCAAGAAAGGGGAAAAAUCGACCAGAAGCAGCUCUGUAAAGAAUUGGAAGUCUGAUAUGUUCUAGUAAUUUUUGUUGAUGUGAUAAUCUUCAUUUUAAAGAGACGGAAUUUGUUUUCUGUAUUUUCUGCAAGAUGUGGCAAUGAUACUGUUGAGACCACAGGCAUUCUGGGCUACAGUUUAUUGUGCUUGGCAGUACGUUUGAUAUUUGAAGAGAAGUGCAGUUGACCUUAUUUCUGCC